Sphenostylis stenocarpa is the source of this 783-nucleotide messenger RNA. Lineage: Eukaryota; Viridiplantae; Streptophyta; Magnoliopsida; Fabales; Fabaceae. The record is from the annotation of a GenBank genome assembly.
AUGGAAGGACAAAAUGGAAAGAAGCUCAAAGUGCUAUGUCUCCAUGGAUUCAGAACCAGUGGCAGUUUUCUUAAAAAGCAGAUCAGCAAAUGGGAACCUUCCUUAUUCACUCAAUUUGAUAUGGAAUUCCCAGAUGGUAAAUUCCCUGCUGGAGGGAAGUCUGACAUAGAAGGCAUCUUCCCUCCACCUUACUAUGAGUGGUUUCAAUUUGAAAAGGACUUCACAGUGUACUUUAACUUGGAAGAAUGCAUCGCAUACUUAUGUGAAUACAUUACAGCCAAUGGUCCCUUUGAUGGCUUCCUUGGCUUCUCACAGGGCGCAACUCUUUCUGCACUUUUGCUUGGUUACCAGGCACAGGGAAAGGUGCUAAAGGAGCAUCCACCCAUAAAAUUUUUUAUAUCAAUAUCAGGAAGCAAAUUCAGAGAUCCCAGCAUAUGCGAUGUUGCCUACAAAGACCCCAUCAAAGCUAAAUCUGUUCACUUCAUUGGGGAGAAAGAUUGGCUAAAACUGCCUUCUGAGGAUCUCGCAUCUGCAUUUGACAAACCACUAAUAUUAAAGCACCCCCAGGGUCACACUGUUCCCCGAUUAGAUGAAGUGACCACCAAUCUAUUGAGAAACUGGAUUAAUGAAGAAGUCCUGGGCCAACCAAAAGUUGGCGUCUCAGUUAUUGAGCAUGGGAAAGACUCUGAAAAUAAGUCAAAGAAGGAGAGCUUGCUAGAACCCUGUUCUACCAAUCCAGACAAUGACAACAAUUCUGAAACAGUAGAGGUGACCCAAGCCUGA